Branchiostoma belcheri (Belcher's lancelet) is the source of this 3996-nucleotide messenger RNA. RefSeq names its product malignant fibrous histiocytoma-amplified sequence 1 homolog. The transcript has a single exon. NCBI's taxonomy places the organism in Eukaryota, Metazoa, Chordata, Leptocardii, Amphioxiformes, Branchiostomatidae. Gene Ontology annotation, molecular function: protein binding. Bases 71 to 3145 code for a protein of 1024 amino acids. The record is from RefSeq and is a predicted model, not a curated record.
UAUCACAUGACGCUGUGCGCGGAGGAAUCCCGAGGCGGACUAGCGUGACGUAGUGGCUGCCCGUGACGUCAUGGCCUACUCAUCAUGGCGGCUGGCAGACAAGCGGUACCUCGUCACGCCCAAGGUCAUUCGCGCCGACCUCCGCAGCAGGGGCUUCAAGGCCGUGCCGGAGGAAGUCGUCCAACUCCGAGACGUCGAAGUCCUGGACCUCUCCAACAACGACUUGGCGCUGCUGCCGCAACAACUUCGCUUUCUCACCCGUCUGAAGGAACUGAGGCUCGCGAGCAACAAGCUGCACGUGUUACCGUCCGUGGUACUGACGUUCGAGCGGUUAGUCGGGCUGCAUCUGUACCAAAACGAACUCUCGUCCCUUCCGGAAAGGUUCGGCCUCCUCACCACCAUCCGGGUACUUGAUCUGAGGGGAAACAGAUUUACCGCCUUCCCGUCCGCCAUCUUGUCCCUCACACAGCUGAAGGAGUUGAACAUCUCCCAAAACAAGAUCGCGGUGGUUCCAGACAACAUCGAGAAGUUAUGGCAGCUCACGGACUUGCUGAUGGACCACAAUCAGCUGUCGUUUCUUCCGGAGACGCUAGGGAACUUGUCGCAACUCAGGGAACUGCGGGUACAGGGAAACCCGCUCGCGUGCGUGCCGGAGUGUAUCAAGAAGUUGAAAAGGCUACAGACUCUUUUCCUUGGCAACUUUCUAGGUUUGGGCCAAGAGGACGGUUACACCAUCUCCGAGCUACCGGAAGACGUCGCCAAACUGAAUCUUUUGACCGUCAUGACAGUUCGCGGGGGGUUACUAACGUCACUUCCGGACACUUUUGGCACCCUUAGACUCAAAGAGUUGGACUUUAGUUUUAACUUAUUUGCGGUGGUUCCUAAACAAGUCAUUGAAGUCAGCACACUGGAAAAGCUGAAUCUCUGUUACAACCGACUUACAAGCCUGCCUGACGAUGUCUACAAGAUGCAGAAGCUGAAGACUAUGAUCUUGUAUGGCAACGAGAUCAAAGAGCUACCGCCGCCUGUUUUAAGACUGUCACGCCUGGUCAUGCUAAACUUGGACCACAACCAACUCACCACUCUGCCAGAUGACAUUGGCAAACUGGAGAGCUUGGAGUACUUGCUCGUGUCGGGAAACAAUAUGGACUUCUUACCCGAGGGGUUGUGUAAUCUAAAGAGCCUGUUUCAUCUAAACAUCAGCGACAACAACGUGGAAGUACUACCGGCCGACUUCGGCAAGCUCCCACGUCUAAAAAGUGCCAGGCAUCUCCACACUCGUGGUAACCCCCUAGUGCAGCCUCCCAGACGGGUCUGUGACUCGGGUAUGGCGGCUAUCAAGAGCUACCAGGAGCAACUUCAGCGGGCAGAAGUCGUGCGGACGCCCCGCAUCAAGCUGUGCGUAUUCGGAGACAGUCUUGCCGGUAAGACCAGCCUUGUUUACGGUCUAAUGCACGGGAAACCCCCAAGAGCAGCCUCUCAGACUAGCCGCACGAGGGUGACCAAGAUCAACACAUGGGACACGAAAAUGGGCGUGGAGUUCGAGGUCUACGACUUCGGAGGCAACCAACUCUACAACCUGCUGUACCAACACUUCCUGACAGAUGGCGCUGUGAACGUCGUCACCGUCAACAUGCAGAGCUACAACCCCUCGCGUUUCUACAGCGCCGUCGGGUACUGGCUGGACCUCCUGAACGCGCGCUCUCCCGGGAGCACGGUUCUCUUGGUCGGCACCCACGCAGACAAGUGCAAGCCCGAGAAGCUACGCGACAGAUGCGGAGACGUCCAGGCACAAGUGGAAGUCUUACAGCGACGGCAACUUCAGGAAGCGCAGGCUCAAGACGAGAGAGUAGACAUUCUCGUGGACAAGACCGGGAAGCAAUCCAAACCUGGCAUCAAAAUGAAGGACAUUCUCCCAGACUGGGUGCGAGAAAGGAGAGACAGAGCUAAAGCGCUACUAGAGAACAGGUUAGAAAUCCACCCUACACUCAUGACGGUAAGUCUGGGUAAGAAUAUCCAGGGCAUCACGGAACUGAGGAAUGAACUGGUGACCAAAGUGUCCGACAUAGCCAAGUUCCCAGUCAUGAGGCGGCUGGUGCCACAGACGUGGAGCGACCUACAUAAAGUGUUACAAGACGAGCGUCGGAAGCCGCGCGUGUGGCUGACGUGGCGCGAGUGUCUGAGGCUAGGACAGCGGGUGGGGCUGAACAUAGAGAAGCUGCGGCUCGCUCUGGACCACCUACAACUGACCGGCACGCUCCUACGGUUCCCACAUGUCCCCAGCCUCGCAGACUAUGUGUUCCACGACCCGGGCAGGCUUGCAAACGUUCUGAGAGAAGCCCUAACCCCCAGCAUGGAGAGCGUUCUCAAAGAAGGCAAGGUCCGCUUUCCCGACGUUCGGUGGAACGACUUAACAGAUGCAAUAAGUGUGUUCAGGGACAUGAACUUCCUGUCGACUAAAUUGUUAGAGGGGCUGCUACAACCGUGUUCUUCAGAAGUACACGACGGGAAAGCGCUAGUCUCUCUACUAGAGGCGUGCGAACUGUGUUUUGGUGUAAAAGACGACAGCGUACAAGAGGCCCUGUUUGCGAGCUGCCACUACUUCCCGGGCUACCAGCAAGCCUCUCAGCCGGCAGACCUGAUCGACAUUUGGGCAGAGGAACUCCCAAAUCACCAGGAACAGUUGCAGCUCGGGUGUCAGAUACGCGGGUUCUGUCCACCGGGCUUGUUUGAGCGUUGGUCUACAAGGGUUAACCGGCUGGUACAGGAGAGGAGAGACUGGAAAGACGGGAUGGUGGCGUAUCGAGGCGGGGUGCCAGUACUGGUGGAGCGCGCUCAGGACGGGGUUGCGAACGUCGAAAUCGUUCUAUCGGCGCGAGGACAGAUCAAAGAGGCGUUUCGGAUGUGGAACGCGACUUUGCCGCUGCUGACGCACCUCUUAGAACUGUUGGACGAGUGGCCAGGAGCGCUGUACUCUACGUACGUGACGUGUGCCCACUGCCUGAAGCAAAGACUAGAGAACCCGUACAGGUACCCGGAGGAGAACCUACACCAGCCGUACGUGGUCGGCAUGACCAGCGUCAGGUGCCCCCGGUCCAUGUACAAGGAGUCGGUCUCCGCCAUGCUGGUUCAUCCACAGUUAUAAAUAGUAUCAGAAAACUAGAAAUAAGGUAACCUUUGCAACGCAAAUGUUUACCUUCUCAUAUGGUCCGCUCUGUUAAUUCUUACGCAAACACAUUCAUAUAUAUAGUGAGACAGGAGUCUAAAUCCCUCCUGCUACAAAUGCACAGAUGCAACAAAACACUUGUUACCAUGGUGACAGACGUCUGGUUUAGAUCAUUCACCUUAUUUGAAAUGGAUGAAGAGGCGGAAACUGAGCAAAAACAAUGUUUUCCUUCAGUAAACAAAAUUAUACAAAACAAAGUAGGACUCGAUUGAACAGCAUUGUAAGAGUGGAAUAAAUUGCCAGUCAACUUCGAGUUGUGCCCUCCAUACCUGAGUGUUUCAGUUUAGUAACAACACUGACCCACACAAGGAAACAUAAUAUUAUUCAAUCUUUUAAUACAGUCGACUACCUGCUUGACAGGCCAUUUUAAACACAUUUUAUAUAAUAAGAAUGGGUUAGUUAAUAUACUAUUUGAGGAUCCAAUUCUCAGGUAUUCAUCAUGUGUAAUUCUAAUUCUAAUUGUAACUUGCCGCUAACACCACCCAUUCCCAUAGGGAGUAUCUAGACUUAACAAGUUUUUUUUUCACAUAGAAGGGAAUAAUGCAAUUACAUUGUGCCCCCCUCCCCCCUGAAGUCUUCUGAACUACUGUGGUUUGUAACACUCGAAGGUAGCAAGACAUUGUAACAAAUGCAUGGUUUAGCCACAUCAGUCAAUACACUGGUUCUCAAGCUGUAAGUCAAUUGUCUGUUAAAUGUCACACUGACUUAAUUUUAUGGAUGACAUCCUCUGAACACCCCCAAACUAGUGCACGCGGGCAAACAAUAAAAAA